Messenger RNA from Fopius arisanus, 1725 nucleotides. RefSeq names its product spermine oxidase. The record is from RefSeq and is a predicted model, not a curated record. Lineage: Eukaryota; Metazoa; Arthropoda; Insecta; Hymenoptera; Braconidae. Bases 87 to 1679 code for a protein of 530 amino acids. The transcript has 6 exons. Gene Ontology annotation, molecular function: polyamine oxidase activity.
CGCCUAGAUUAAUAGCGACACAUUAGAUUGAUAAGUGGUUCACAACAUCAUUAGAGAAUAGAUCGCCCUCAGCUACUGCAAUUAACAUGUCUGGGAAAAUGAGAAAUCUCCUCUUUCUCCUGUGUGUCACUAAAGUUCUAUCGAGCGACGAAAGUCCUAGUGUGAUUAUCAUCGGUGCGGGUUCUUCCGGUAUCGCUGCAGCUUCGAAAUUACUUCAAAAUGGAGUGCACGACGUCACGAUUCUGGAAGCAGAGAACAGGAUUGGAGGAAGAGUUUACAGCACAAGAAUCGGUGAAUACAUGAUUGACAUGGGAGGACAGUGGGUUCACGGUGAGAAGGGGAAUGUUGUCUAUGAGAUGGCAUGGCCUCUUGAUCUUCUCUCUCAUCGAGGUGGUCCCAAUGAUCGAUCAAUAUUCUACAACAUGGCGUUUACAACAAUUGCAAAAACAAUUGGAUCGGAAGACGUUGCUGCUCAAAUGAUAAGAGACACGUGGGAACCGUUUAAGUUGUUCGGCACAGCUGGGGACAAAGUAGAUUCUGCAAUGACCCAAGAGAUCACCAAGUACUAUUUUAAUAUUACGGAGGAGUGGCUAGGGAUUGACGAUUUGAAGAGUGGAUCUGUUGGUGAAUACCUUGACAUGAAGUUGAAUGAAUAUUUCGCAACGCAUAAAAAUAUCCCCGAGCACUUGAAGAAACCUCUGACAAAUGUAUUCCAUCGAGAGCGAAUGGCUUUCGAAGGUGCUGAGGAUUUGUAUCAAGUGUCUGCGAAAGCGGCCAGGGAUUUUAUUGUGGAUGGGGAUUUCUUGAUCAACUGGAAAGAGAAAGUGUAUGGGACUAUUCUCGAUGUACUGAUGAAAAGGUAUCCGAAUCCCGAAGAGGAGCUGCCCAUCAUGAACAAAACUCUGUUGAACAAGAAAGUUUCGAGGAUUGAAUACGAUGCUGAUGGGCCAGUCAAAGUGAAGACUUCCGAUGGAGACGAAUAUGCAGCGGAUUACGUGAUAUUCACACCGUCAUUGGGUGUCCUGAAAGCGAAUCAUAAGAAUUUAUUCCAGCCGCACUUGUCAGCUCGCAAAAUUCGGGCAAUCGAAAGCCUUGGGAUAGGGCACGUAGGGAAAAUUUAUCUGUUCUACGAUGACCCAUGGUGGACGAAGGAUCUCGACACCAUCUACAGAUGUAUCCUUUGGUCAGAGGACGAUGAGAAAACCCUGAAGAGUGAUCCGGAACGGAGGUGGAUGCUGUCAGUCUAUUCGGUGAAUCGGAUUGAGUGGAAGCCCAAAGUGAUAUGCCUCUGGUUGACUGGACCAAACAUCAGGGAAAUGGAGAUGCUGCCUGAGGAGUUGGUGAGGAAUCAGUCUCUCUGGUUGGUGAAUAAAUUUUUUGGCAAGUCCUACAAUCUGACGGAGCCCACGGAGAUGAAGAGGACCCACUGGAACUCCAAUGAGAACUUCCUCGGGACUUACAGCUGGAUGAGUCUCGAUGCUCAGCGGAAUAAUGCAACUGCUCUUGAUCUUGCUGAACCCAUAAUGCGGAGUAAUGAUAAACCUGCUGUUAUGUUUGCUGGAGAAGCAACAAGUGAUUUUUAUAGUACUGUCCAUGGUGCCAUCAGUUCGGGCUGGCGUGAAGCCGAACGAAUUAUUCAGGUCUUUGAGACGUACCGAAAUCGUGAGACAAAAAUUUAAAAUUCAGAACAUAAAAUUCUGUUGCAUAUAAAAAUAAAAUUGUAAU